This is a messenger RNA of Puccinia graminis f. sp. tritici CRL 75-36-700-3, 2961 nucleotides long. RefSeq lists its product as uncharacterized. The record is from RefSeq and is a predicted model, not a curated record. Bases 1754 to 2773 code for a protein of 339 amino acids. Gene Ontology annotation, molecular function: ATP-dependent diacylglycerol kinase activity. Gene Ontology annotation, biological process: phosphatidic acid biosynthetic process. Lineage: Eukaryota; Fungi; Basidiomycota; Pucciniomycetes; Pucciniales; Pucciniaceae. The transcript is spliced from 4 exons. Gene Ontology annotation, cellular component: endoplasmic reticulum membrane.
GCUUCUCUAUUCACCUCUUUCUACAUUUAGACCCAACCUGUACAUCAAUGACAAUCUUCAAAAAAAAAAAAAUCAUGUAGAAAAAGGAUAGAAAUCAAUGGUGAUUUUGAUCUAAGUGUAUUUACUACCAUCACUGCCCAUUUCCAUUGAAGCGUAAGAUGAUGAUGCCUAUCAAUUGUAAAACGUGUUUUCUCUCUCCAAACAAAAAAGCGCAUGGAGAGAGACAAGAUGCAGAAAUACAAAGUGCUUUUGUUGUCUAACGAGAACAGACGAUGACGAAACUAGUCGCACAACCGGCGGCCAGAGCGACAAGCUUAGAGUUCGAAGGGAUCUCAAAGAGGAGAGAGAAUGCUCUGAUAGGUUCGAGUCCUUCUCGUUUGCCCAAGUUCCCAUGUUCAUUCCAUCCCCAACCCCAGAUUUGAACGGUGUUGUUCUGGAGUGUUGAGGUGAGUAAGAGAUGUUCUGAGCCAGCGACGAGAUUCGCAUGAUGAGAGGGAAUGAGUCGGUCGAGGUGGAGAUGAGAGGUGCCCAAUAAUUGACCGUGCGAGUUGCUUCCAUAACCUAGGAGACGUUUGAAUGUGGGCCGAUCAGGUAGACUGAGGAUGACAAAGGUGGCGUUCCAGGUAGCUUGAAGCUCGAGGAUAUCAGCAGGAGGGAGCGCCUUGAGCGCCGAUGGGAUCUGUCCGUUACGGUUACUGCCCCAACACCAGAUCUGAGUGGGAGAGACCAGCACGCUAUGUUGGUUCCCGAGGGCGAUUUUGAGUGCAGAGAGGGGGGUGCCGAGGGGGAUGGAGAUCGGAAGGCGCGUCGGGAGGCUUGUCCGUGCCGGCUUGCCGUCCGACGUCUCCAGGGGACCCAGUUGGCCGUGCCGGGCCGCGCCCCAACCCACCAACUCGAUCGGCCCACCUCGCCCUCCGUUGUACUCGAUCACCGCGAUCACAUGCUGACAGCCUCCAUGCAGCCUGAUCCUUCUCCUUCCGGAGCCUGUGCGGCCGACGGAGGGGGGGAGAUCGACCAGGUUCGGGGUCCCCGGAUCUUCGGGGAGGGUCUCCUUCUUGGCCGACCCUCUCAGAUCGAAGUCGUUGGAUCCAAAGGCUAGGAUCUCGUCAUCGUACUGGAUCUCCUCCUCCUCCAUCCUCGUUUCAUCCUUCGUGCUUGGACCGCAAGAUCGUGGAGAUAAAACUACAAAGCUAGUUUCCCAACAAGCUGUCACUUGGACCGGCCGAUAGUGUUGUCCGAGUAACUCUUUCAACUCACGAUCGAUAUUCGAAGUCAUUGAGAUCAGUUUCAGGUAGUCAAUCAUCUUCAUGGUACUGCUGCACUCAUUAUUAGUAUCGUAGGGUUGGCUACUCUGGUUGAUGAUCGAUGGCGCGUUUUCUCCGAUCGAUGGUGAAGGUGCUAUCGAUGAGAUCUUAGGUCCUGAUUGGCCCUGAUUCUCAUCUCCGCACAGGUAGAUCUCAGGACGAGUUGGAUGGUUGAUCAAGAAGAGGGAGUGUCGACCUCCGAUGGACGAUGAGAUUGGUUGUUGUUGUUCUCUUUCUCCUUGUGGCUGUUGAUGAUGAAGAUUCCAUUGAUGGGUGUUAGUGAAUUCGUUAGGAGGAGGGAUAAUCCCGAACUGACAAAUUAUCAGGGGAUGACCGACAUGGCUCGGGGGACUGACGCACCCCCGGGGCGAGGAACCUACACAUACAUGCACCAUCACAGCCUCAGGUCAAAGGAAAGUUGAAGACUGCCAAGAACCACCAAGCUGAAGAUGGUCUCCCCAACCGAACACGAACAGGAAGACCUAUCAUCACCACGGAAACGAAAACUGAUCGGAAACAGCCCAUCCAAAACCAACCAUCCUCAUCCAUCCCCCGCGACCGCCAUCCCCCAGAAGAAACUCUCGAUCGACAAACGACGUAAGGUCGACAAGAUCUCACCCAUCAAAGCUAACCUUAAUACUCGAAGGAGGAACAUCGAACCCAUCUUGAAUAGGCUCCGUAAAUGGUCUAUCAAAUGGGAAGUACCCAGGAAAGUACUCCACACGAGCAUCGGAUUCAUCACGCUUCAUCAAUGGAUCAAAGGCUCAACCACUGCACCCAAGAUCACCAUAGGACUCAGUAAAGCCUUGAUCAUCAUCAUCUCUGCCGACCUCUUACGCUUUCGUUCGACUAGAUUUGCGCGUUUUUAUGAAUCUGUCUUAGGCUUCCUCAUGAGGCCUAAUGAGAAAAAUAACUGGAACGGGGUCAUCUUUUAUCUGAUUGGUGUGAUCACUAGCUUGAGUACUCUACCUUUAGAUAUCAGCGUCUUAUCGAUCUUGAUUCUAUCGUGGGUAGACACGGCGGCCUCAUUGAUAGGACGAACAUACGGCACGGAACAAAACCGCCUGCCGAGUCCACCAUUUGCUCGACGGAAGUCGAUAGCAGGGUUCCUAGGAGCCAUGACAGUCGGCACGACGACGGCCUACAGUUUCUGGACGAUGUGGGCCGGACGAGGAGGAUUAGAGGGAUACAGUUGGAGCGGGGUAGAGCUACCAUCAUCAUCAUACAACGUACUCCUUCCGAGAAGAGCCCAUCCAUUCGCAUCUCUCAAUCCACUCCUGGCCUCUUUCCUCACCCGCAUCCAACUCCCGACUCCCAACUCUAUCCUUCCUAUCGCCCCCUUAAGUAUCGCUUGUGGUCUCGUUGCCGCUCUCGCCGAGUCCUUCGACUUCUUCGGCUGGGACGAUAAUCUCGUCUUGCCUAUCUUCUCCGGUUGGGGCAUUUGGGGCCUGAUGAAAACUUUCAGUUGAUCUCGUCCACCCUAUCUCACUCUUGGUUUGCUCCUGGAACCACAUCCUUCACUUUUCUCUACUUGUGGAAUAUAUAUAUAUAUAUUUAUUUACAUAUAUACACAUUUUGUUCAUUGUUUCACUUGGACUUCGAGUAUUCUUGCCUUUUAUUUUGUGCGGAUAGAAGUUAUAUAAUUCAUCCCGUUUUU